AUGACGCAGACUCUCCCUCAAGCCACGGUGGAGAAGGUGUCCGGCUCUGCUAAGAUCAUGCAGGAGAGCCUCGUGCACGGAAUCCGUACGAAGGCUGCAGCUAUCAGGAAGAGCUUUCAGCGCCCGAAGUUUUGGGUCUUGGGCUUCGGCUGGUGCUUGGCAGCCUGCGCAGGGGCGGCCAACGUGAUUGCCUUCAAGUGCUGGAGUCUUUAUGCAUCGCACGUGACCGGUAGCACAUCGGCCAUAGCCUUCCGACUCGAAGGCUACCAUCAGGGUGAGUAUGGCUCAGAGACGUUGAAGGAAGCAUGCUCGCUGGUCUUCUCCUUCCUUGUCGGAGCAUACACCUGCGGAAUCCUCAUUGACAAGAACCAAGUGCACUUCCUCGGGAAAGCCUUCUACGGCCUGGCCCUGGUCCUGAACUCGGCCCUUCUGGUGUCGGCGGCCUUUGUGCCCGGUCGGCUGCUCGCGGCCUCCCUGGUGGCAGCAGCUUGCGGCUUGCAGAACGCGAUGUGCACGUCCCACUUUGGCACUAUCAUCCGCACGACGCACGUCACUGGCACCAUGACCGACAUCGGUUCGACAAUGGGCCGCAUCAGCAUGAUCUACCUCAGGAGAGCUUGCCGCUGCAGGCAGCUGACGGAUGUCGAGCGUGCAGAGAUCGGCGUGGAUGCACGCAAGCUGGGUGUGCUCAGCGGGCUCUGGUCCUUCUACCUAAUUGGCGGCCUCGUCGGGAUCUACAUGGAGAACAUUGUGGCAGGUCCCAAGGCGCUUCUGAUCCCGGCUUCUGUCACUGGCAGUAUGGGCUUGACCUACAUGGCCUGUCGGCAGCUGUUGAAAGACUACAUCAAGAAGCUGGAGAAGGAGCGAUUCUCAGCCGACCUCAAGGAGGCGCAGAGUGCCCUGGCCCACAUGGGAUCUCGCCUGCACGAUCUCGAGAGCGGCGGCCAGAGCGAUCUGGUGGUAGACCUGGACGAAGAGAUGGGCAACAUGAUCGAGGCGCUGCACGAGGUGGAGGCCGACUUUGACAACCUGUACCAGCAAUCGAGCCAUGCCAGUAAGCCCGCCCCGCCGAACCGGCAGUGA
This is a messenger RNA of Symbiodinium natans, 1083 nucleotides long. NCBI's taxonomy places the organism in Eukaryota, Dinophyceae, Suessiales, Symbiodiniaceae. The record is from the annotation of a GenBank genome assembly.